AUGUACCAGAAAGGACUUCGGCUGCUAGUGGAAUGUAGGAAUCCUUCACUUGGGGAUCCAGCGCUGAUUGCCACAGCUGCAGAAUCUGGUCACGUUAAGGCUCGUGAAGUGAUUGUAACUGCUUCCGCCCUUGCCUGGGGCGGCUUGCCUCUGUCAGUUGAGAAAGCAGUCGAGGGUUUUCGGCAUCUUGCUGAAGAAGGAAAUCCUCGUGGGCAGCUAGGCUUGGGAAUCAUGUAUGCCGCUGGCGUUGGAGUAAAUGCUAGUAUACCGCGAGCCCUUGUCUACCAAACAUUUGCCGCUCUUGGUGGUGAUGAACUUGCUGAAAUGGCCAUGGGCUACCGUUACCUUGUCGGAGCUGGUGUGGAACCAAAUUGUGAAACGGCUCUGGCCUACUACCGACGCGUAGCUGCGACAGUCGCAGAGCAGGUGGAAAAUCGCAUAAAGGAGGGAGCUGGUCCCACCCUAACUGGACCCACUGUAGUCCGCAUUAAUCUGCUUGAGGAACGUGAACAGGCUUUAGGCGGUGGAGGCGGCGCUGCCCUCUCAAAUUACUUUAUAUCUGAUGACAUCCUCUCCUACUACAAAUUCGUUGCCGAUUCGAAUAAUGUCAGUGCUCAGGUUACACUCGGUCAACUCUACUACAACGGCCAGCAUGGAAUUGACCUGGACCACAAAUUGGCUCUUCAUUACUUCAAACGUGCUGCCGAUUCUGGGAGUCACCUAGCUAUGGCCUACCUGGGAGAGAUGUACCUCGUGGGAAGUCCAGAUGUUCCGAAGGAUGAAAGUUUGGCACUGAACUAUUUGCAACGUGCUGUAAUCGCGGGAAAUCCACUCGCCCUAACAAGUUUGGGGCUGGCUUAUCUUCACGGUCGCGCGGGAUUGACACCCGAUCCUGUUAAGGCAAUGGACCUCUUUGUUAAAGCCGCGGACCAAGGUUGGGCUGAAGCUCAACUGCAACUGGGCUUAUUGUUUAUGGGCACUGUAGGGAGGACUUCAGACUACAAAAUGGCAUUAAAGUACUUCACUCUGGCUUCACAACAGGGUAACACUCUGGCUUUCUACAACCUUGGACAAAUGCACGCAACAGGGAUGGGUGUUUUUCGUUCCUGUAGUACUGCUACUGAAGACGUCCUACUCACGUAUUAUGAACUAUUUGACGCCCGAUUUUACACACAGCUGUUUAAAAAUGUGGCCGAACGGGGACGCUGGUCACAGCUGCUCACCUCAGCGUACCUCGAGUACUGGUCUGGCAAUCGCGGGGCCGCCUUUCUCCAGUACCUUGCACUUGCUGAACUCGGCUACGAAGUUGCACAGAGUAAUGUCGCGCUGAUGCUGGAAGACGUAGUCACUCGUUCUAUUCGUGAUCUCCAGAUUUUCGUAAUUUGUUGUCAUUGUGCUGUGUUCCACAGUCCUCCUCAAAUUUGCUUCUACGCCACUCUCGAUUGCUUUCUUGUGGGUGAUGUCGACUUCAUCCCCAAGACUGAGCGUUAUGAGCGCGCGUUGGUAUAUUGGAAACGUUCCGCCGGCCAAGGUUCCUCUUCAUCGCGGGUGAAGUUGGGCGAUUAUUACUUCUACGGACUAGGGACCGAGGUUAACUACGAGCAGGCGAUCCAGGAAUACCGGAUUGCUACAGAUGUGCUGCGAAAUGCCCAGGCCAUGUUUAACCUUGGGUACAUGCACGAACAGGGGCUCGGAUUCAAACGCGACCUUUAUCUCGCAAAGCGAUUCUAUGACAUGGCUGCUGAGACUUCGUCGGAUGCGCAAAUUCCAGCAGCGUUGGCCUUGGUCAAACUUUCUUUCCAUUUCGCACUUGACUUUCUGCGAAAGGCUCCAAUUAUCCGGUGGAUUGCUGACUUGUUCUCUUCAUCAUCUGAUGGUGCCACCGCCAGGAAUUCGGAAGUCACCAUGCAGAUGGACUGGGAUUUCUACAUUAUUCCUCUUCUUGCUGGCCUUCUUGCUAUCCUCAUUGUUUACAUUCGUUUACAGCGAUAA
Molecule: messenger RNA, 1992 nt
Organism: Mesocestoides corti
Lineage: Eukaryota; Metazoa; Platyhelminthes; Cestoda; Cyclophyllidea; Mesocestoididae
Source: the annotation of a GenBank genome assembly